Molecule: messenger RNA, 2734 nt
Organism: Ostrinia nubilalis (European corn borer)
Lineage: Eukaryota; Metazoa; Arthropoda; Insecta; Lepidoptera; Crambidae
Gene: Gp210
Product: nuclear pore membrane glycoprotein 210
Exons: 16
Coding region: 92-2734 (880 amino acids)
Cellular component (GO): nuclear pore
Source: RefSeq, a predicted model, not a curated record
UCGAAAUUCAGCGAGUUGUUGCGUUUUUAGGUUAUAUUUGGUUGAAUAGCAAAUUAAAGUUGUUUUUCCUAUGUAAUUACUCAAAUUAACAAUGGCAUUUACGGUGGAAAGGGUGGUUUUUGCUUUUGCAUUGUGUUUAUAUAUGUGCCCAUGUGAAAGCGCCAAAAUAAACACACCUCGAGUUCUCUUGCCGUGGUUUGAUAAUUUGAAUGUUAAUUUUACUUUUGAGAUCAUCGAGGGGGGUUGUUAUACCUGGAGUUUGUCUCGCGAUGACAUCAUAGAUCUUGAACCUUUGUACGAAGAUGGAUGUUCGCGGGCUGCGCGUGUUACCGUGUCCAAGAGAUGCGUUGCGCCGGGCACGGUCAUUAUCCUGGCCGAGGAAAUCCACACUGGCGAGCUACUUCGUGGUGAUGUGGAUGUUGAUAAAAUCCAUUCUUUAAAAGUUAUGAGUACAACUAUGAAAUUGUAUUUGGAAGAGGCUCCUGAGGCAUUUGAAGUCAUAGCUUAUGAUGACAAAGGUAACAGAUUCUCUAGUUUGGAUGGAGUCAGUUUCACUUGGACUAUAGAGAAUGUAGGCAGCACAGCUGGAGAAGACAAUAUUGUGACUCUAGUCCGCUGGCGGGACACAGAUUACGAAGCGCCGCGCGGCAUCACAGAACUAGAGGCAGUCGGGCUCCGCGCCUACAUCGUCCUGCUCUAUGGCCAGGCAAUGGGAGACGCGCGCGGGACCGUCUGCUUGGACGACAUUUGUACCGACUUCCAUUUGCAAGUGGUGGCUAGUGUUGUGCUCACUCCUGCUACUGCUUACAUCGCGCCUGGGGAUACGAUACGAUACAAGGUCGUAAGAAUGCGUGCCGGCCGUCUAACAGUUCAAGACGUCGGCGACACUCUAUACAACAUGAUUGUUCCCGAUACAGGACUGGCAUAUUUAGAGGACAAAAUCAGCCUGGUCCGAGGAACCGAGGUCGGAAGCACCACUGUCACCUUGAUGUCUGGGUCGACAGAAGUGACCACUGCAACAUUAACGAUCGCUGAACCUCACAGCAUAAGAGUGUCUUUACGACCGUCAAAACUUCUUAUAAGAGGAGAGGAUUUUGUCAUCCACUGCGUUGUAUUAGACAGAGACGGCCAUACUUUGUUCGCGGGACAAGAAACAUUGAUUCGAUUGUCAGUGAACGGUGAAGCCAAUGUGGAAUUGCUCAGAUCCACGGAGAAUGGAACGAUUACCGACGCGGUCGCGCUUGAUGCCGGCCAGUUUAUAGUAACCGCUAAGCUACAUUCGAUUGCAGGGAAAUUAUUGCAUAAGAAGGUUGAAGGAACUGUGACUGGAGUUGCAGUGGAUCCAUUGCAGAUAGUUCCACCGGAACUCUUUGUGGCUUGGACUGACACUAUUCAAGAGGUACCGCUAAAACACAUCGGAGGCGGUAACGAGUCGGUCAUUUGGUCGGUGAGCGAGAAGGCGACAACUAAUGCCAUCUCGCUCACACCCGCUGGCGUUGUGAGCGUUCGCGGCGAAGGCGAGCUCGAAGUUAAAGUGCAGUUGAAGAACUACCCGCAUGUUCGUGCUUUUGGAAAAGUUUGGUCAAUCCCGCCCGAGUUGGUCCAAGUGUCCAGUUCUGGACAUGCUCGCGUGGGGCGUCCACACCAGCUACACAUAGCGCUGACGGCCACGCACCCUGUAACUGGGGAAUACUAUAACUACCACAGAGCUUGGUCCAUCCCGCCCGAGUUGGUCCAAGUGUCCAGUUCUGGGCACGCGCGCGUAGGGCGUCCUCACCAGCUACACAUAGCGCUGACGGCCACGCACCCUGUUACUGGGGAAUACUAUAACUACCACAGGUGCAACUGUGGGUCUUUCGCGGUGUCUCUUCUAGAAGGCCCCGAGCCACAUAAUGUGACAUCCGCACAAUGGGUUGAGCCGGCAGAUGGUGCUUGCUGCGUGUUAGAGUGCGUAUACACAACGCGUGGUGUAUCCACGAUUCGCGUGUCCCGAGGCCGAGCGGGUGACACCACGCGGGUGGCCGUUCGCGCUGCGCCUGCGCUGCUAUGGCCACAUGCUGCCGCCGCGUUAGUUGGUGCUACUCUGCCUGUGCUAGCAGAAGGCGAAGCCCUCGUCCCUCAGUCUAGCGAACCCCGCAUAGUAGAGCUAUCGAGCCGCGAUGGACCGACGCCCCACCGCUACCCGGAUAUACAGCUGUUCACUCUGAAGUGCCGUAGGAAAGGCGACUCUCGCUUGGAGCUGGUUUCCCUCGCGGAUGACGAGCGGGAAUCAGCAGACUUUGAAGCUGCGUGCGCGCCUUUCGUAUCGCGCGUGCGACUCGAACCUUCCGAUACGCCUGGGAACUGUACUGGGGGACCUAGAGUAUGGCUGCGACCGGGACACGAAGUGACAGUACGAGUGGUACUGCUUGACGCAAUCGGCAGGGAGUUGCUAGACGAACGCGGGCCCAAAGCGACGUGGGAUCUUGAACCUCACCACCCGGGCAUAGAGUACAAAUCCACAGACAGGUUGCUGGUCGAAACUCACCCUGAUUAUGCGCCCGUGCCAGUGCCGUACAAGUAUUAUCAGUCGGUAGUCGCCGACGAGCAAGCCGUCGGCUGGACAGGCGCUCUCAAAAUAAGCAUCCCAGAAGCGACCGCCAGCAUCCAGGCACGAGUGGUGGGACCGCUCAAGUGUGACCCGUUGAAGGUAAAUACAUUGUGGUUCCUUUUGAAAGAUCCAUUACUUUAUUAA